CGCGAAAAACCACUUGUGCGUAUGUCGUCGCGUAGCUCCGAUAGUUCGUCCUGAUUUCGUUACGACACGCGUCGCGCGAUCUCUCAGAACAAAGAGAGAGAGAGAGAGAGAGAGAGAUAGAGAGAGAGAGAGAGAGAGAGAGACAAAAGGAGAGAGAUAUAAAAUCUCUCUUUGCGCACAUGCCGCAACUCUUGUUUCUCUUUUCACUUCCGUUUCCUUCUCGUCUCGGAUCGUCUCCGGAAAGUCUCCCGAGGUGUCCCGCCCAAGGGCGACAUUCGCCGGAUCGAAAGUGAUCUACGCCGUCAGUAUAGGUGGACAUAGAUCGUCGUGAAGUGUAAAACGUCGACAACGACGACAACGACGACGGGAGAAAUAACAGUGUGUUUAUUUCGCUCGUUCGAACUGGCUCGGUAGUUGUUUUUCUUCGAGUCGCGAAGGUGGAUUUUUUGGCAUUUUUCUUUUUAGGAGAAUCCGGUAGUGAACACUGACGGAAAUGUCUCGGAUCACCGAUCGCGUCUGACUAUUGUCGGUGCUUUCUACUGAAUCGUUUCAUCACGUAAAUGCCUGCAGGAUUAAUCGUAUGAUCAAUCUGAUCCGGACAACUUUUUGCAAGAGACCGAGAUCGAAGGUCUGUCAUUGAAAGUUUAUCAGCGAUUUUCUCAAGUCGGGGAGAGAGAAAAAGAGAAAGAAAGAAAGAAAGAAAGAAAGAAAGAAAAAGCGAACAUUUUCUUCGUCGGCCGAGAUUUUCUGUCUCUUUCUUUUUUUCUCGUGCUCGAAAUCCGCGCACGGACACAAAAAUAGAAACUGUCAUUCGAUAAAUCGAUCCCUCGCUGUCGAGACUGUGGAUGGUUAGCGACGACGCGGUGGUGGUGGUGGUGUUCCGUUCGUUUGCGUGUGUGCGCGCGUGUAAACAUACAAUCUACGCGUAAACUGUAACAGACAUGAGUGCUUCCGGAGCGAUUCCACUGAUUUUGGCGAAGAAGGAGCAGAUUGUUGAAGGCGAUGGAGGCGGCGCCGGCGGAGAUGGCGAUCCUAUUGUCGGCACGACCAAUUCCGAGAAGAAGUCAGGAUAUGAGACCAAUCUGUAUCUGUACAGUGAAGAGAUGGAGGAUCGGCCGCGGAUUUCGACGUUGCUCAACAGCUUGGCCAGCUACAGCAACACCAUUCCCGCCGCGACCGAUCCGGACGCCAAACCGCCUCCGGCCGCGGCGGGCGGAGCGCGAAUGGGCACCCUCAUAGGUGUCUAUUUGCCGUGUAUCCAGAACAUCUUCGGUGUGAUUCUCUUUAUCCGUCUGACAUGGGUGGUCGGUACGGCCGGCGCCAUUCAGGGCUUCUUCAUCGUGCUUUGCUGCUGUUGCGUUACUAUGUUGACGGCGAUCAGUAUGAGCGCUAUCGCUACCAACGGCAAGGUGCCAGCCGGUGGGUCUUAUUUCAUGAUAUCGAGAAGUUUAGGUCCGGAAUUUGGUGGCGCGGUCGGUAUGCUGUUUUACACCGGUACCACCCUGGCAGCCGCGAUGUACAUCAUCGGUGCCGUGGAGAUCGUUCUCACCUACAUGGCGCCGUCACUCAGCAUAUUCGGCGAUUUCACAAAAGACGCCAGUAUAAUGUACAACAACUUCCGAGUUUACGGCACCGUCUUGCUAAUGAUAAUGGGCACGAUUGUCUUCGUGGGUGUGAAGUUCGUUAACAAGUUCGCUACGGUGGCACUGGCCUGUGUAAUUUUCUCCAUCAUCGCUGUUUACGUGGGACUCUUCGUGAACUUCAACGGCAACGAGGCUCUGAAAUUGUGCCUGCUCGGCAAGAGACUGUUAAAAGAUCUCAACGUUCUCACGGAUUGCAAUAAGAAUGUCAGCGGCCUUUUGCAUAAGAUUUACUGCGGCAACAGCACGACGAAAUGCGAUCCGUAUUAUCUCGAGAAUAAUCUCACCAUCGUCAACGGUAUUCGCGGCUUGGCUAGCGGUGUAUUCUUAGAAAAUAUAUGGGACAAAUUCCAAGAGGAAGGACAGUUGAUAUCUUACGGCAAUGAUCCGAAAGACACUGACAUUUUGUCAGGAUCGUCUUUCAAUCAAAUCCAAGUCGAUCUAACUACCACCUUCACCAUUCUUAUCGGCAUAUUUUUCCCUUCCGUAACGGGUAUUAUGGCGGGUUCCAACCGAUCUGGCGACUUGGCAGACGCCCAGAAGUCUAUACCGAUAGGAACAAUUUGCGCGAUUCUGACAACCUCCACUGUUUAUCUGUCAAGCGUUUUACUCUUUGCCGGUACUGUUGACAACCUGCUCUUACGUGACAAAUUCGGCCAGAGUAUCGGCGGCAAGCUGGUAGUGGCAAACAUGGCUUGGCCGAAUCAGUGGGUGAUUCUGAUCGGUUCGUUUUUGUCUACUCUGGGCGCGGGUCUACAGUCUUUGACGGGAGCGCCACGAUUGCUUCAAGCGAUCGCUAAAGACGGCAUCAUUCCCUUCUUGACACCGUUCGCCGUCAGUUCCAGCCGGGGCGAGCCCACUCGCGCUCUUGUACUCACCGUGUUGAUCUGCCAAUGUGGCAUCCUUCUUGGCAACGUGGACUAUCUGGCACCGCUUCUGUCUAUGUUCUUCCUUAUGUGUUACGGCUUCGUAAAUCUUGCUUGCGCUCUGCAGACCCUGCUGCGCACGCCUAACUGGCGACCGCGCUUCAAGUAUUAUCACUGGAGUCUAUCGUUUCUCGGUCUGACGCUCUGCAUCGCCAUCAUGUUUAUGACCAGCUGGUAUUACGCAUUGCUGGCGAUGGGUAUGGCCGGUUGUAUCUACAAGUACAUCGAAUAUCGAGGCGCCGAGAAAGAAUGGGGCGACGGUAUUCGCGGUCUGGCACUCUCAGCGGCUAGAUAUUCUCUGCUUAGGCUCGAAGAAGGCCCGCCGCACACCAAGAACUGGCGUCCGCAGAUUCUGAUCCUCGCCAAACUUACCGACGAUCUGGUGCCUAAGUAUCGCAAGCUUUUCGCUUUUGCCAAUCAACUGAAAGCGGGCAAGGGUCUUACCGUAUGCGUGAGCUGUCUGGCCGGUGAUUUCACACAGAAGUCCGGCGAGGCGCAGGCAGCCAAGCAAAGUCUGAAGAAAGCCACGGCUGAGGAAAAGGUGAAAGGUUUCGUCGACGUUCUCGUGGCGAGGAGCGUUGUUGAUGGAUUGAGCUCGUUGAUACAGAUGACUGGACUGGGCGGUUUGAAGCCGAACACGGUUAUACUCGGCUGGCCGUACGGCUGGCGACAAUCAGAAGAGGAGAGAACCUGGCGCGUCUUCCUGCAAACCGUCAGAAGCGUUUCGGCCGCCAAGAUGGCUCUGUUGGUUCCUAAAGGCAUUAACUUCUUCCCGGAUUCUAGCGAAAAGAUAAUCGGUAACAUCGACGUCUGGUGGAUCGUGCACGACGGCGGUUUAUUGAUGCUGCUACCGUUCUUGCUGAAACAGCAUCGAACUUGGAAGAACUGUAAGAUGAGAAUCUUCACGGUCGCCCAAAUGGAAGAUAACUCGAUUCAAAUGAAGAAGGAUCUGAAGAAAUUCUUGUACGACUUGAGAAUCGAGGCAGAAGUAGAGAUCGUUGAAAUGACAAAUACCGACAUCUCCGCGUACACGUACGAGCGCACGUUGAUUAUGGAGCAGAGAAAUCAGAUGCUGCGCGAGUUACAGUUGAACAAGAAACAAUCUCUAGGAGUGGUGCAGUUGGUGGACUUCAACGAGGUACCCGCCGAGGAAAAAUUACCUCUGGUGCAAGCGAUUGUCGAUCAUCAUCACAACGUGGACGCCAAAGUGGCAACAAAGGUGAGGUUCCAGGAGCCGGGUAACCAAAGCUCGAACGUGACCGACGAUACGAAAGAGAAGCUGAUGCACGAAGGCAACAAAGAAACGGAAGCUGCCGAUGAGGCCGCAGAUGAAAAGGAAGAAACUAAGGAGGACAACGACGAGGAGACGAAACUAAUUGGCGGUUCGCCCAAGGCAGAAAAUCGGGAGAACACGGAAAAGGAAACGGAGGCCAACGCGCAAGAGAACAAAAGCCAAAGUCCGGAGGUUAAAAAACCCGUAAUCACACCCGAUGAGGGUGACGUGAGACGUAUGCACACUUCCUUGAAAUUAAACGAGGUAAUCCGCAAAAUGAGCAGUGAAGCUCAGCUGGUCAUCUUGAAUCUUCCUGGACCGCCAAGGGACACGAAGAUGGAGCGUGAAUCUAAUUAUAUGGAAUUCCUCGAGGUGCUCACUGAAGGCCUGGAGAGAGUGCUGAUGGUGCGGGGCAGCGGACGGGAAGUGAUCACCAUCUAUUCGUGAACUGAAGCGAUUGAAAUCGCCACCGCCUCGCGGAAGCAAAGCUCUAGUUUACUUCUCAGUGACCUAAACAACACUAUUCUAAGGAACACACUGCUCUUGUGCCAUUGUCUGCGCAGUCACUUGCGUCUCGCGAUUUGAAAGUCAUUAGGGGAAAAGGAAAAUGACGACGACGAUGAUAAUGAUCGUAUCAAAUACGAGAGGACAAAGUUUUACGCGGACCACGACGACCAAUCAUCGUUCGACGAUGAAGCCAACCGCGAUGAUUGUCAAGGAUAAAGUUUCUUUCAAAUGAAUUUUCGAAAAUGUGUAUUGAUGUGCGAAUUGAGAAAAGAUUCGAUAUCGUCGUUUUGAUACGCGUUAGAGACUGCUCAGAUACAAAUUCCGACAAAUUCUGUCAGGCUCGCAGCCGCGCUCUCUCCGGACUCCAUCUUGCUACCUUUCAGACCACCGGAAAACGAAAAAUCGUAGCUCAACGACACGAGUCCCGGAUAAACAAUUCACUCAAUUCCAACACUUCUCGAUUCAAUUUCUCGUAACUUUCCUGACAGCUAAAAAAGAAUUAUGUUUAAAAAAAAACAAAAAAAAAAAAAAACAAAAAACAAAAAAAAAA
Pseudomyrmex gracilis is the source of this 4896-nucleotide messenger RNA. RefSeq names its product solute carrier family 12 member 4 (gene kcc). The coding region runs from base 942 to 4286 and encodes 1114 amino acids. Gene Ontology annotation, biological process: cell volume homeostasis; potassium ion homeostasis; chemical synaptic transmission. The record is from RefSeq and is a predicted model, not a curated record. Gene Ontology annotation, cellular component: membrane. NCBI's taxonomy places the organism in Eukaryota, Metazoa, Arthropoda, Insecta, Hymenoptera, Formicidae. The transcript has 14 exons. Gene Ontology annotation, molecular function: potassium:chloride symporter activity.